Messenger RNA from Debaryomyces hansenii CBS767, 624 nucleotides. Its product is annotated as DEHA2E23430p. The record is from RefSeq and is a predicted model, not a curated record. NCBI's taxonomy places the organism in Eukaryota, Fungi, Ascomycota, Pichiomycetes, Serinales, Debaryomycetaceae. The transcript has a single exon. Bases 1 to 624 code for a protein of 207 amino acids.
AUGGGCCAUUGGUUUUUAUCGAACAUUCCAUGGAAAUCCUUGGCAGUAUAUACUGUAAUUUCACUUGCAAUCCUAUGUUUUAAAGGACCUGAAGACUACGGGUUCCUAGCGUUCACAUUUAUAGGAAUUCUUCUUUUCUUGAUUUCUAUUGUGGUCAUUUUCAUUCGUCUUGAUAAUCAUUUUGAAAUGAUUAUUAGAAAUAGUAUUGUACCAGAGUUCAUGGAUAAAAGACCAUUUAGAGAAUUUGAUGUCGUAAGGAAAGAAGUGAUCUUGCAAAAAAUCUUAGUUGAUGUUAACAAUUCAGUCAACUUUAAAUUGAAGACGAAUUAUUCAUUUACGAAUACAAUUGAUUUGGUAUCACAAUAUAAUGAGUGUAUGAAUAAAUUUGCAAACCAGCUUGAUAAAUUGUACGCGGGAGUACCUGAUGAAAAAAUCGUUGGUUGGCAUAAAAUCAUGUUAAUGGCCAAGAACAUGGCGGAAGAAGAUAUGGAGUAUGCCUUGAACACGGCUUAUUCUAAUGAACUAAUACAGAAAUACGGAACUCGGAAUGCUACCCCGAAGAAGAUUAUUGAUAAACAAGAAAGUAACUUAUCGAAGAGUUCUUUAAACCAUGAGACGUCAUAA